ACGGCAGCCAGGAGGAGCGAGAAGGAUGCUGCGCUGACAUCGCUCCUCUGCUCUCAACCACCUGGACUCUCCACUGGAUCUUCUCUGCUUGUGGACUGUGGAUCUUCUCACACCUGGCUAGUGUUUUCCUUUUGGCUAUUUUCUCACCGGGAGGAUUUUUUUAUUUUUUUUUGGUGGAGCGCCCUGGACUCUUGGAGGCAGUCAGCGAGUAAAGAGGAGCUUCAUUGGAUGUGACGCCAGUAACGAGCUAAAGACUGACGAGACUAGAAGAAGAACAUUGGGUCACAUGCUGAGGAAGUAGCGCGUUCCAUUCACCAAACAGGAAGUCACCCCGGAGUGGUCGGGCGGGGGCCACAUCCAAGCGCGAGGUUUCCCAGGUCGGACCGGACGACGAUGACGAUGACGACGAAGAGGCGAGGCAUGGGGCUGCUGAGGGUCUUUGUCCUGCUCGCGGGGCUCUGCGCUCUCUGUAGUCUGGCGUCAGGCAGCCGGAGAGCGGACGCGUCCGUCGGCCGUCGCUCGCACAGACACGCAGGUCACAUGUCGCUGCACAGGCACCGACCAAGGGUGGGCAAGGAGGGUCAAGUUCUGCAAAGGUCCAAACGAGGUUGGGUCUGGAAUCAGUUUUUCGUCAUCGAGGAGUACACGGGACCAGACCCGGUUCUGGUUGGCAGGCUCCACUCCGACGUGGACUCGGGCGUGGGGAACAUCAAGUACAUCCUGUCCGGCGAGGGCGCGGGCACCAUCUUUGUGAUCGACGACAAUACGGGCAACAUCCACGCCACCAAGACGCUGGACCGCGAGGAGCAGGCGCAGUACACGCUGACGGCACAGGCGGUGGACCGGGACACCAACAAGCCCCUGGAGCCGCCCUCCGAGUUCAUCGUCAAGGUGCAGGACAUCAACGACAACCCCCCAGAGUUCCUCCACGGGCCCUACUACGCCCGGGUGCCCGAGAUGUCCAACGUCGGUACGUCCGUGAUCCAGGUGACGGCCACGGACGCCGACGACCCCACGUACGGCAACAGCGCCCGGCUGGUGUACAGCAUCCUGCAGGGACAGCCGUAUUUCUCUGUGGAGCCGCAGACAGGCAUCAUCCGCACGGCGCUGCCCAACAUGGACCGCGAGGCCCGCCAGGAGUACGACGUGGUCAUCCAGGCCAAAGACAUGGGCGGUCACAUGGGCGGGCUGUCGGGGACCACAGAGAUCAAGAUCAGCCUCACGGACGUCAACGACAACCCGCCAAAGUUCCCACAGAGCGUGUACUCCAUGGCCGUGUCCGAGGACAAGGUGGAGGGGGAGGAGGUGGGCCGCCUCAAGGCCAAGGACCCCGACAUGGGAGACAACGGGAUGGUCAACUACCGCCUGACGGACGGCGACGGCCUGGGAAUGUUCGACCUGACCACCGACUCCGAGACCAGGGAGGCCGUCAUCAAGCUGAAGAAGCGCGUGGACUUUGAGACCAAGAGGUCGUACUCGCUGAGAGUGGAGGCCUUCAACCUGCACGUGGACCCCCAGUACCUGGCCUGGGGCCCCUACAAGGACGUGGCCACCAUCAAGAUAUCUGUGGAGGACGCCGACGAGCCUCCGGUCUUCGUGGCGCCCUCGUACACCUUCGAGGUGGAGGAGAACGCCCCUGGGGGGACCCAAGUGGGCCGGGUCCACGCCAAGGACACGGACGUGGCCAACAACCCAGUCAGGUACAUGAUCCCUCGCUACACGGACGUGGAACAGUUCUUCAGCAUCAACGCGGAGGACGGCAUGAUCACCACCACCAGACCCCUGGACCGGGAGGCCCAGGCCUGGCACAACAUCUCUGUGUCGGCCACGGAGAUAGGAGGACACCACCAGGACACAAAAGUGCGCGUCAACAUUGUGGUGAAAGACAAAAACGACAACGCCCCAGAGUUCGCAACCAACAAUGAAGUCCUCAUGUGUGAAAAUGUGGCGCCGGGAAAGGUGAUCGAGACCAUCAGCGCGGUGGACAAGGACGAGAUGGCGCACAGACAACACUUCACCUUCAGGCUGGCUCCAGAGGUCGCCCACAACCACAACUUCUCCUUGAAGGACAACAGAGACAGCACUGCCAGCGUCUACGUGCUGCGUAAAGGAUUCAGCCGCCUGACGCAGGACGUCUACUUCCUGCCCGUGGAGAUCAGCGACAACGGCGCUCCGGCCCUGAGCGCCACCAACACGCUGACCAUCCGCGUGUGCUCGUGCGACGGCAAGGACACCAUCUUGUCCUGCAACGUGGAGCCCUACGUGCUGCCCGCCGGCCUCAGCACGGGCGCGCUCAUCGCCAUCUUGGCCUGCAUCGUCAUUCUGCUGGCCAUCGUGGUGUUGUUCGUGGCGCUGAGGCGGCAGAAGAAGGAGCCGCUGAUCGUGUUCGAGGAGGAGGACAUCCGCGAGAACAUCAUCACGUACGACGACGAGGGCGGCGGCGAGGAGGACACGGAGGCUUUCGACAUCGCCACGCUGCAGAAUCCAGACGGCGCCAACGGUUUCCUGCCCAGGAAGGACAUGAAGCCGGAGUUCCAGUUCCCCCUCAGGCCCGGCGGCCACCCGGCGGCCAACAGCGUGGACGUGGACGACUUCAUCAAGACCCGCGUCGCCGAGGCCGACGGCGACCCCACGGCGCCCCCGUACGACUCCAUCCAGAUCUACGGCUACGAGGGCCGGGGGUCCCUGGCGGGCUCGCUGAGCUCGCUGGAGUCGGUGACCACCGAGUCCGACUUGGAUUAUGACUAUCUGCAGAGCUGGGGGCCCAGGUUCAAGCGGCUGGCGGAUUUGUACGGGACCAAAGACUGCUGCGUUCACGACGACGACGACGACGACGGCGAGGACUCUUAACGCCCAUCAAGCCCCUGCCCUGAACCCUGUGAGGACUCUAGACUCUUUCCGACCGAUCAGAUCCACAAUUCCCUCCCAGAUGAUUUGUUAGCCACCAACGAACGCUUCCACAAAUAGCAAGAAGUCCUUUGACAUGAAUUAGUCUUUAGUUGAAAUUAGAGGUUCUGGACCCACAAACUUCCUGAGAGAGCUUUUACUCCCUUUACAAGGUUCCUCUCUCUGGGGAGCCACCACUUCUUGGACCUGGUCCCGGAAGCACCGGACACUUUUUUUUGGCUUCUGAAGCGGCGCGGAGAGACUCUGGGUUGUUGUUGCCGUGACGAUACGGAGAGUGUCUUCACGGCAUGGUGGCCUUAAAAUAAAUAACUAAACAACUCCAGGUGGCGAGUAACGGACGGACAAUGUCCAGACCGCCGGUGAGCUUUCCUGCGGACACAAGACCGGGGACUGAGGCCGGAGGACUUUCUUCGCCCUUCACUCACACAAGCAGACGUCCAAAAGAACUUGGUUUUCAAGUCGGAAAAGAAAAGUCCCAUUAUCCACUUUCAUUGGUGACGAUCAAUCACGACCAGUAAAAAAAAACAACCCUGUGAGCUCGAUAAAGAAAAACCGCCUUAAACUCAACAUACACUCGCACCGCGGUGCGUUCUCCUUUGGUUCGAACGCGUCCCUCAAAGACCUUCCGCUCCGAGGGAACCGGGGUGCUCGUUUUCCCUCCGCAACAUCUGUUGCAUCAACACGUGUUGCUAACGUGCAGCCGGGUCGCCAUCAUGGAGUCCGAACGCUGCCAAAACUCCACAAACACACUAAAAUGUUUUUUUUUUUCUCACGCCCAACGAUGCGCAAGUCCGAAAAAAAAAGUUUUCUCAAUUAAAUAAAAAACAAAAAAACAAAUAUCCUGCAAGUAAUGUAGCAAUUUGCAAGGAUAAAGACCAUUUUCUCCAUUAAAAAAAUUAUUUACAUGUAAAAAACUAUUUUUUGCAGGUAAAAAAACAAUUUGCAAGUGUAAAAACAUUAUUCUGCAACUAACAAAAUUAUUCACAAGUAUAAAAAUGAUUUUCUUUAGUUAAAAAAAGAUUUGCAAAUAGAAAAAACACUUUUCUUUAAUAAAAAAAAAAAAUUGCAAAUAGAAAAACUAUUUCCGUCAUUAAAAAUGAGUAUAAAAAGUAGAGUAUAUAUACUUUUUAUAAAAAGUAUAUAAACAUUUUUCUUUAUUUGAAAAAAGAUUAGCAAGUAAAAAAACAACAAAAAUGUUCUUCAUGAGUAAUAUUUGCAAGUAACGAAAUAAUUCACAAAUUUAAAAAC
Messenger RNA from Entelurus aequoreus (snake pipefish), 4155 nucleotides. It is a transcript of the gene cdh11, whose product is annotated as cadherin 11, type 2, OB-cadherin (osteoblast). Lineage: Eukaryota; Metazoa; Chordata; Actinopteri; Syngnathiformes; Syngnathidae. Gene Ontology annotation, cellular component: catenin complex; plasma membrane; adherens junction. The record is from RefSeq and is a predicted model, not a curated record. Gene Ontology annotation, biological process: cell morphogenesis; adherens junction organization; calcium-dependent cell-cell adhesion. Gene Ontology annotation, molecular function: cadherin binding; calcium ion binding. The transcript is spliced from 16 exons. Bases 394 to 2850 code for a protein of 818 amino acids.